Molecule: messenger RNA, 1419 nt
Organism: Symbiodinium necroappetens
Lineage: Eukaryota; Dinophyceae; Suessiales; Symbiodiniaceae
Source: the annotation of a GenBank genome assembly
AUGAAUAGACUCCGAAGUACGUGGAAGAGUAUUCUGCCUGAUAGCACUCGUUUUGCCAGUGGAGGCGGCAACGGCAUGAAGCAGUUGGAAAAAUGCGAGUCAUUCUUCUCGAGCAAGAUGGCUUCGUUCCUCAGCGAGCCAGGCCAAAAGUGCUUGGUCGAAGACGAGGAGAAUUUGGACCCCCGUUCCGCCGAGAGAGCUAUGGUGAUGGAAAGCCAAGCAUUUUGGCAAGAGCAUGACCAACCAAAUCAGAAAGGUCAUGCAACGAACAACGGUGAAGGACGCUCGAGUUGGGCGUUUGCGCCACAGUUCUUGCUCACGGGCUCUGCGCAAGUGCCGCCUGGAGGCUUAGCCGGAUUGGCUGGCACUUUCAGCGCGCCUGUGGGCACAGGACAGCUGGCUGGCAGCUUGCAAGCGCCCGUGUCAGGUGCCCUGCACGGCAGCUUGCGAGUUCCCCUGAGCUCUCCACACAUCUUGCUCUCCAGCCCAGGACCAGCAGUCCGAGAGAUCAACCCAGCGGCAGAUGCAGAGGAGGACAUGCGACAACGAAUCCAGAGUUCUGUCAGACGGAUCGUCACGAGCGCGCAGGUGGGACAACAAUUUUCUUGCAGGACGGGCGCGGCGCCGCUCGGACUCCCGGCGCACACCGUCGCGUCGGCGGUCACCCGCGCGCCAUCACCAUCCCCGAAGAAAGAGAAUGACAGAAAAGCGGCUUCACCGGAUGGAAAGGAUGCAGAUGCAGAGGUGGAGGUGAACAAAUCCACAGUGGUUGAAAGCAAGGCGCGCCAAAGCACCGGCGAGCGGACCUGGCGGGCUGAGAUCCAGGUUCCAAAGUCUGGAGCUGUUCACAACCACGAUGGAAAAACGCGCACCAUGUGCAUUCGAGGGCCACUGCGGGUUGACAGGGAUCAAGCGUACCGUGACGCCGACGACUUGCAGAAGUGUGCGCAGGACAACCCUGGAGACACUUCCAAGGUCAAAGCAAUGGCUCGUGACAUGCUGAACAGCACCUUGCCCAGCGCAUCUGGAAUCCAGCAGCUGGUUCCUAGACAGUCCGUCAACAAAACCCUCAGGUUUGCAUCGGCGGCAGCUCCCCCGACCAUGUCAACACACCACCCACAGGAUGCACGGUCCAUGUCGACAGAUAUUGCACCAGGUGGAGGACAGCACAUGGCAAAGCAGAUUCCCCAAGGUUUCGUCCGCGGGCGCCAGCUGAGUCCGGUCCGAAUGUAUGCCAAUCGUGACGGCAGUCCUGUUCUCGUUUAUCGAACAGGCAUGAUGAAGCCACGCGUGAGUUUGCCGGGACAGCAACCCUCUACGUCACUGCCGUUGCAGCUCGGCUUGCUGCAAGCUUUGCUGCGUUCAUUCGCUCGCCCUUCUUCCCGACGCAGACGCUACACAGCCUUGAAAGUAAGGUGA